Molecule: messenger RNA, 2146 nt
Organism: Moneuplotes crassus
Lineage: Eukaryota; Ciliophora; Spirotrichea; Euplotida; Euplotidae
Source: the annotation of a GenBank genome assembly
GUUAGAUAAAAUAUGAUUAAAAAUAAAAUGGAGAAAAAUACAAGCUGCCAAUUGAUUGAAUGCCAAGCAGAUGGAGAUAUUGGUGAAGAAUGGCUAUCUCCAGUCUCACCUCCAGAUUGCUUGAACAACGCUGAAAACAGAGUUAAUUAUGUCUUAAUGAAAAACUCUAUUUCUAGAGCUAAGUCUAAGAAGACUAUCGGGCUCAGCCGGAGCAAUAUUAAGCUGGCAACAGUUGAGAGCACUAAGAGCGCAAAGAAAUUUGCUAAGAUAGAGAGAUCUUUCAGCAGACAGGAGCAGUUAAAUUUCUCAUGCACUGUUGAUCAAUCUCCGACCGAGAGGAUUCUCAAGCAGAUCAACAAUGGCUUAGGAAAAAGUGGCAGCAAAGCUUGUUUUGGAAAAUAUUUAGAAUAUCUAAGCUGUAGACCAGAGAAGAGAGCAACUUCAACCAAGAGGGAUCAGAAAGAAUUCUCUGUUGAGAGCUUGAAGGAGAAGUCAAACUUCAAUUAUAACAAGGUGAACUGGCACAACAGGAGCGAGUGCAAACUACCAACUAAUCUUCAUAAGAACAAGCAAAAGGACUUGAACAGGAAAAAGAGCAACAAGAGGAAAAACAACAAGCUAGGAAUGAUGAACUUCCAGAAGCAAGUUGAAGUUAACCUCGUGAAUGAGGCAUCAGAGAUCUCGAGUGAAGGCUCUAUUGUCAGGAAUAUUUAUAAGAAUAUUAUUGGUGGCCAUGGUGAAAAAGGUCAGAAAUUAAAGGAAAAUAAGGGUCCUAGCCCUAAGAGAUCUAAUUUUCAAAUCUUAAGUAAGCAACAAGGCAAGGAGAUAAGUUGAAAGAAAAAUACAGCAAAGAAGUCAAAACCUAAUCCUGGUCUUUUGAUGAAUUCUUCAGUGAGAGGAUCUAAUUUGUACAAUACAGCAGAUAAUAGGAUGAAUUCUCCAGGAAUGGCUUGGAAAUCGACCAAGAGAGAGGCUUCUAAAGAGGAGGAGAGGAUUAACAGAUACAUAAAAAGCAAGAAAAUGAAGUUCAAUACUAAGCUAAAAUAAGUCUAUUUCAAGGAAGCCAAGUGCAAAAUACAGUCAGGUUGAUAAACAGAGCUCUGUUGGGGCUCGACUUGAUAUGCUAAUGAUAAAAUCUCAACAAUUAUACGAGGCCUACGACUGUAUAGAAGGAGAGAAACUCCUUGAAAGAAUGAGUGAGAUGGAUUCUGUCUAUCACCAGCUACAAGAGAGUACUAAUUUACUCACUGAGUCGAACAAGAUGUCGUUCUUUUUGAUAAAUUUUCUGAAAGAUUUCGAACAAAAGCUUGUCUACAACCAGAAUUUAAAGAAAUCAAAUGUACUUGAAAUAAUCAAGAAGAUGCACAGUGAUUAUAGUUGUGGGAUCCUCAACUUUAACGUCGAAGAGUACCAGAAGAUUAUUGCUGAGAAUACGAAGAUGAUCACGAACCAUCAAGCUAAGGACAAUUUGAGGGAUCUUAAGGUGAAGCUAGACAACCUCUAUUGUGAGUUCCAAAAUCAUAAGAAUAUGGAAAACGAUGGGCUGAGAGAUCUAUCGACUAUCACAGGCAAGGAUAAUUCCAUUGUGAAUACUUCUAUUUCUGUGAAUAUGACAGGAAAUACUUCCGUACCUGAGGAUAAGAACUUUGUAUUUUCUUCAAAUCCUCAUCUGACAGGAUUAGGCGAAAUGCUGCUAGAUACAGAUUAUAUCAUGCAUACAGAGUCAAUGGAGGAUACCUCUCCAGCUCUUUCGGGGAAAAGUCUGCUGAGAACUUCUUAUAGUCAGCUGCAAUCAAAGGUUGGUAUUUUCGAGAAGAAUAUUGCUUCUCUGCUGAAAUCAGAGGCUCAGCUAAAGGGAGUCAUCAAUAGACUAAGAUCCGAGAGAGAUAGUUACAAAGACUUGCUGCAGAAGCAGAAGGGGUUUAAGGAACUCCAGCAAUCUAUUUCUAGCAUCAAUAGUGCUAUCCUCGCUCACCAGUCUAUUGGUGAGCUCAAGUUCAACCAUCAAAUCAUGCUCAAGAAUUUGAUUGAUGAUGAUUUGAGAAAGAGACUUAAGAUCAAAGAAAGCAAUUAGAAAUAACCAGAAUUUUUAAUUCAAAUUUUACAAGGAUUUGCCUUAUUUUUCUAAGAAUAAGCUUCAAACCAC